ACCAACCUUAUCCUUGGGCCCUAGUUCUUCGUCGGCGAGAGCAAGCUCAACAUGUUGUCGCCCGAUUCGAGAUGCCGCAUGUGGGACGAUGCGGCCAACGGGUAUGCGCGAGGAGACGGUGUUGCUGCCGUUGUCGUCAAGACGCUUUCAGCCGCACUAGAAGAUGGCGACCACAUUGACUGUAUCAUUCGCGAGGUCUGCGUCAACCAGGAUGGCACCACAAGCGGCAUCACCAUGCCCAGGGCAAAGGCGCAAGCCGCGCUCAUCCGGCAAACAUACACUAAAGCCGGCCUCGACUACCUCGGCGACGGCAGGCCCCAGUACGUCGAGGCCCACGGGACAGGGACGCCGGCCGGGGACCCGAUCGAGGCGGAAGCGAUCAGCACCGCCUUCUUCCCAGAGGCCCAGGGUGAGGAGGGCGUAAAGCAGCAGCAGCAGCAGCAGCAGCAGCCAAUCUAUGUCGGCUCGGUCAAGACGCUCCUCAGCCACACUGAGGGAACCGCCGGAGUCGCGGCCCUGAUCAAGGCGUCGCUGGCGGUCUAGCACGGCGUCAUUCCGCCAAACAUGCUCUUCAACCGGCUCAACCCCAAGAUCCAACCCUUCUACCACAGCCUCGAGGUCCCGAC
Purpureocillium takamizusanense is the source of this 626-nucleotide messenger RNA. RefSeq names its product putative PKS/NRPS-like protein biosynthetic cluster. Gene Ontology annotation, molecular function: fatty acid synthase activity. The coding region runs from base 52 to 543 and encodes 163 amino acids. Lineage: Eukaryota; Fungi; Ascomycota; Sordariomycetes; Hypocreales; Ophiocordycipitaceae. The record is from RefSeq and is a predicted model, not a curated record. The transcript is spliced from 2 exons. Gene Ontology annotation, biological process: secondary metabolite biosynthetic process; fatty acid biosynthetic process.